AUGAGUCGACGACGGAUCGCCAGAUUGUCUCUCAAUAAGACUGUCAAUGGUCCCCCAGUCCUUGUUCGUGAUGGUGAAGACCAAAUCAUUGCAGACACGGAGGCUAGCCACCUUCCCUUCAGCUGUGCGGAAAGCGUUCAAGACUCCCGGAUGGACAGCAUCUUCGUUGUAUUCCCCCGCACGUACGGAGAUGGAUAUUCUGGAAUGAAGAUAGGCGAUCUUUCUUGUCGGCCAACGUUGGUCAAGAAAAUUGCCAUUGGUGACACCUUUGAAAAGAAAGAUCUUGUGCGGCGAACAAGUCAUCCAAAUUUGGUGAAUCUCACAGACGUGUCAGUCAACAAGGACGCAAUCUACUUCAGUUAUGAGAGAACGGGAGCUUCCUUGACAGAAUUGCUCCCGUUUAUAAGGGGGGAUGAAAUCGCAGUGGCCAGUAUCUGCAAGAAGAUCUUGCACGGUUUGAUGUAUAUCCAUGACGUUCUUAACACCAGUCACGGAGAUUUAAAAUGCGACAAUGUACAUAUCAGUGAAGAUGGCGAAGUCAAAAUUGGUAAUUCAUCGCGCAAAAGAAUACGCACGAUCAAAUUCGCUAAUGCAUCGGUAGGAAAUAUUGGGGAAAGCCUAAUUCGGCUUGGAAACAAUGGGGAUUCUGCCCGCGAUGUGGAAGCCGUGUACAAAAUUGCGGCGACUCUGCUUGGUACCUCAAGCAGCUUGAGUAUUGCUCACGUAUCAGGACUAAUGGCCGAUCAUUUCACUAACUUGCCGAACCAUAUUUCUCCACGGGAUGUUCUCAAGCACCCCUUUUUCCGAAUCAGCCAAGAUUCUUGGUAUCUAUCACACCUUGGCGUGACACACUCACUCCUUGCCCAUACCUACGCACAGACGAAGCCGGGCAGCCAUGAGGAUGCCGACGAAGAGGACGGAGAAGAAUGUGUAUAA
This is a messenger RNA of Talaromyces atroroseus, 936 nucleotides long. RefSeq lists its product as hypothetical. The record is from RefSeq and is a predicted model, not a curated record. Lineage: Eukaryota; Fungi; Ascomycota; Eurotiomycetes; Eurotiales; Trichocomaceae. Gene Ontology annotation, cellular component: cytoplasm. Gene Ontology annotation, molecular function: protein serine/threonine kinase activity; ATP binding. The coding region runs from base 1 to 936 and encodes 311 amino acids. Gene Ontology annotation, biological process: protein phosphorylation. The transcript is spliced from 3 exons.